UAAUACAAACGAUUAUUAUCAAUGGUUUUGGCAUUGUUUAAACAAAUAAGUUGCACAUAGCAAAACCGAUACUGAAAUAUGGCAUCAAUAAUAACCCCGUCCAAUAUCACCAACAAAUCAAAAGAAUAAAUGAUAAUGAUAACAACAACGACGACAACAACAACAGUUUGUUAUUUACAAAUGGAUCAUGGUAGAUAUCCCUUUUGUUUUUUCGUUAUAAAAAGAGAAUUCAACCCCUUCAGUUGACUUUUUCCCCCCUCAACUUCAAGUCCACAAGUCCGACACCAACUUGUUGCUUGUAAGUAUCACACCAAGGCAGGGAGGAGGAGAGGGAAGGAGGAAAGAGGUGGGUGGAGGAGGUGGUGAUGGUGGGAGUGUGGGUUGACACCCUUUGAAACAAACCUGCCCACUGUGACAAAGCCAGGACACAACCCAAUGUUGACGGCCGUGUCGGGGAUUCAUCAGUUCACUUGUUGGCGUUGGCACACAUCGUACUGGGGAGCAGGGGGUGCGCGCACGCACACCGCAUUACGGCCGCACACUUGACUAUUUGCAUCAAGUUGGUGCAUAAGGAAUAUCAUUUUAGCUCUAUAAAAAUAUAUACUUUUCUUUUGGUUAGAAAUGUAGUCUUUACAUUCAAUUCACGGACACAGUUGAAUUCGUAUUUCGGAACAGAAACCGCUGGAAAUAUAUUGGAUACAUUAUAAAGCCUGCACAGACGACAUAAAAAGGAUCCCCAUCAUGGACGUUAAACGGGAUGCAAUUAACCCAUCAAACGCAAAAGCCGUGUUGCUGGCAUGUGUGACUCUGCUGCUCUCCCUCCACCUGUGGCGCUGGCUCCGGGGGCGGCGGUCGAGCCCCGGGCCGCCAGGUCCGCCCGCGUGGCCGUUCGUCGGGAACGCGGCGCAAAUUGGCAACGCGCCGCACCUGUAUUUUGCGCGCAUGGCGAAGAAAUACGGCAACGUGUUCCAGAUCAAACUGGGCUCGCGGACCGUGGUGGUGCUGAACGGGGACUCCAUCAAACAGGCGCUGGUGAAGCAGGGACUUGAAUUCGCCGGCAGACCGGACUUCACGUCCUUCAAGUACGUAUCCGGCGGAGACAGCCUCGCGUUCGGCACCAUCACGGACUGGUGGAAGAUGCACCGCAGAGUGGCCCAAUCCACCGUCCGCAUGUUCUCCACCGGCAACGCCAAGACCAAAAAGGCUUUUGAGCAGCACGUCCUCUGCGAGGUCAAAGAGCUGCUGCAGCUGUUUGUGCAGAAAACCAAGGCGCACCAGUACUUCCAGCCCAUGACGGACCUCGUGGUGUCCACGGCCAACAUCAUGAGCGCGGUGUGCUUUGGGAAAAGGUACUCGAAUGACGACGAGGAGUUCCUGCAGGUGGUGGGCAGGAAUGACCAAUUCACCAAGACGGUGGGGGCAGGGAGCAUAGUGGACGUGAUGCCCUGGCUCCAGUACUUCCCCAACCCCAUCAAAACCAUGUUUGAGGACUUCAAGCAGCUCAACUUGGAGUUUCACGCGUUCAUUCGAGACAAAGUCAUGGAACACAGAAAAAUGUUUCAGUCGAGCGUCAUCGGAGACAUGACGGAUGCCUUCAUCCAGGCGAUGGACCAACUGAGAGACAAAUCGGGGAUCCCGCCCAAGAAGGACUACGUGACUCCCACAAUAGGGGACAUAUUUGGAGCGAGUCAAGACACCCUGUCGACUGCACUGCAGUGGAUCAUCCUCUUACUUGUCAAGUUCCCCGAGAUGCAGGCGCGUCUCCAGCUGGAGGUGGACAAGGUGGUGGACCGCAGCCGGCUGCCUUCCAUCGAGGACCAGCAGCAUCUGCCUUACGUCAUGGCAUUCAUCUACGAGGUUAUGCGCUACACCAGCUUCGUGCCGCUCACCAUCCCCCAUUCCACCACCAUGGACACCUCCAUCAUGGGCUACAGCAUCCCAAAGGACACUGUCGUUUUUGUCAACCAGCGAUCCAUCAACCACGACCCGGCUCGGUGGGUCCUACCGGAGACCUUUGACCCCCAGCGCUUCCUGACCCCGGACGGAGAGCUGAACAAGGACCUCGUCAGCAGCGUGCUCAUUUUCUCCCUGGGCAAGCGGCGGUGCAUCGGCGAGGAGCUGUCCAAGCUGCAGCUGUUCCUCUUCACCACCCUUUUAGCCCACCAGUGUCACAUCACCGUGGACCCGGCCAAGCCGGUCAAGUUGGACUUCAACUAUGGCCUGACUCUGAAACCGCAUGCAUAUUCCAUAGCAGUGACUCUGCGUGAUGAUCUGAGGCUGCUGGUUGCAGCUGGAGGUCAAGCUGUCUGUGACGAGGUCAUGAAGCCCAGCCCUCAAUAAGCUCCUAAACAGAAAAACAAAACAAAACUAUACUGUAAUAAUACAAUCAAUAUUUUUGCUGUGAAAUCAACAGAAACUAUAUCAACAAAAUGUCAGCUUUUCAAUGUGGCCGCCAUUUUAUUAACGACAAACGAGAUGUGUUUUGAGAUUUGAAAGGUUGAACAAUCAAAACUCAAGAAAUUUAUUAAACAUAAGUAAUGUCGGACUCGCAACCGAAGUAGUGAUACUGUGUAAAACAGGCAAAUAAGCUCAGCCCUUUAGUCCAAUGUCUGCUAACAUAAAAUGCCAUUAGUAUAUAUAGUGUAAUAGCUUACUCAGGAAUAUGGCCUAUGACAUGUCUAAUAGUAUUUUAAACAGAGGGCAAAGUAGCAUCAGGGUACGCCAACAGACCUAAUUUGAGAACUGCUGUCUAAUGCAAGUAUGAAACGACACAUGUCACAUUGUUGUUAUUUAGCCAUUUCUCUCUUUUGUUUUGUUACAAUUGAGGUAUUUGUGUAAAUUAAAAUGUUGUAGAAUGCUGCUAUUUAAAGAAAACAUUUAAACUAUUUGUAUUUCCAUUCUCAAGAUGCCAGUAACCAUGUGCCUUCUUCUUCUUCUUGUUUUUAUUUGCAGACAUAUUCAUGUUGUCACACUGGGGGAGAAUAUUGAAUUUAUUCUGUAGACUUAUUGAAACGCUGCUUCAGCACGAGAGACUAAUGCACUGAGACGUGGAUUUGUUGGCUUCCCGCCGAAGAGUAUUGGAAUAACGUAAUAUGAAUGAAUUUUUGAAAAUAUAAUCUUAGUGAAAUGUAUGGCAUAGUUCAGUGUGUAAGAUCAGUAAUGAAUUGCAUAAGCUGUGUUUCCUUUUUUUCUUAAUAAACCAAAAUUAUACACUGUA
Molecule: messenger RNA, 3217 nt
Organism: Pungitius pungitius (ninespine stickleback)
Lineage: Eukaryota; Metazoa; Chordata; Actinopteri; Perciformes; Gasterosteidae
Gene: cyp1b1
Product: cytochrome P450 1B1
Exons: 3
Coding region: 742-2340 (532 amino acids)
Biological process (GO): progesterone metabolic process; hormone biosynthetic process
Molecular function (GO): heme binding; steroid 17-alpha-monooxygenase activity; iron ion binding
Source: RefSeq, a predicted model, not a curated record